Messenger RNA from Rana temporaria (common frog), 1783 nucleotides. RefSeq names its product gastrula zinc finger protein XlCGF26.1-like. The record is from RefSeq and is a predicted model, not a curated record. Lineage: Eukaryota; Metazoa; Chordata; Amphibia; Anura; Ranidae. Gene Ontology annotation, cellular component: nucleus. Gene Ontology annotation, biological process: regulation of transcription by RNA polymerase II. The transcript is spliced from 4 exons. The coding region runs from base 282 to 1733 and encodes 483 amino acids. Gene Ontology annotation, molecular function: DNA-binding transcription factor activity, RNA polymerase II-specific; RNA polymerase II transcription regulatory region sequence-specific DNA binding.
CACAGGAAGAUCACACCAUCCCUCACCAUCAUCAGGUAGGUGGAGAUGAGUCCUGAACUCCAAAUACGAGAGUUCUCCAAAAAGUUUCCACACUUAAAAGUGCGGAAACUUUUUGAAGACCCCUCGUAGAAACAAACUGUGAGACCUGAAGGAGGUUGUUUUGUGUAUUAUAAGCCGACAUCCCUCCGUUCAGUAAACCAGGACAUUUCUGUUUUCUAAUUGAGGGUGUAAUUCGGUGCAACGUUAAAAUUGAAGUUGAAAAGGAAGACGAGACGUAUCCAAUGGGAGAACAGCUGUUUGACGAGGAAAACGUGACUUUACAGAAUACAAAUGGAUUCAGGAACAGAAACUCUCCAGAGAGAUGUCCCCGUCCUCUGUAUUCCUGGGAUUCCACACAGGAAGCUCAUGAGAUCCCUCACCAUGACCAGCCGGAGACCCUGGAUGACCUAAAUAUAAUUGUGAAAGAAGAAGUGCAGGAAAAUCUAGAUGUUAAAGAAGAAGAGGAGGAGGAGGAGAUUGCAAUACCAAUGAUGACUGACGAGGAGGAUAUUCCGGCAGAGAUUGGCGCUGAUGGACAGUAUGUCAAAACGACCUCUGAGGGACGGAGCUCAUCUCUGGAUUGUGAUAUGGAUGAGGAUGAUUUCCCGGAAGACAAUCUCGUUAAGAUAUACACAUGCCCUGAAUGUGAUAAAUGCUUCAGCCAGAACUCCACGCUCCUUCAGCAUCGCCGAACCCACACCGGCGAAAAGCCCUUCCUGUGCCCGGAAUGUGGAAAAAGCUUCACGCGCAAGUCCAUCCUGGUUGAGCAUCGGAGGAUCCACACGGGCGAGAAGCCUUUCUCGUGCUGGGAGUGCAGGAAAUGCUUUACGCAGAGGUCGGGGCUCAUUCUGCAUCAUAAAACUCACGGGGGGGCAAAGAAAUUCCCUUGCUCGGGGUGCGGGGCUUUUUUCAUGCCCAUCACCAACUUCGAGAUGGGGGAACAGACCUUCUGCUUCAAGUGCCGGAAGCUGUUCCCGCCGGUCGCCCACCUCUCCGAGGAGGAGAAAACAUUUGACUGCACAGAGUGCGGGAAGUGCUUUUCACGGAAGUCUACGCUUCUCGAACAUCAGAGAGUCCACACGGGGGAAAAGCCUUAUUCGUGUUCCGAGUGCGACAAAAGCUUCACCCGCAAAUACAUCCUGGUGGAGCACCAGCGAAUUCAUACCGGGGAAAAACCUUUUUCUUGUUCUCAGUGCUGGAAGAGUUUCUCAAAAAGUUCCGGACUCCUCAUGCACCAGAAGAUUCACGCACUCGAAAAGACUUUCCCGUGUUUGGGGUGUGGGAAAGAUUUCACACAAAGGUCGAAAACUUCAUCAGGGGAAGACGAGAGCUCCUGCCCUGAGUGCAAGACCUCUUCUACCAGGAACCCUCGGAGGCCACCGAAGCUUCAUACUUGUACAGAGUGCUCAAAGACUUUCCGGUACAAGUCGUAUCUUAUUACGCACCUGAGGUCCCACACCGGAGUGAAGCCGUUUACGUGCCCCGCGUGCGGGAAAUCUUUCACUCAGAAAUCCGGCUUUGACACGCAUCAGAAGGUCCACACGGGCGAGAAACCAUUUUCUUGCCUUGACUGCGGGAGACGUUUCACGCAGAAGUCCAAGCUUGUCUACCAUCAGCGGGGGCACAGCAAAGAGAGACCAAGAAGGACAGCAUCAAGUGACCCAAGGGCAGAAGAUGUUUUAGACUUGAGCUAAGGGGUAUGUAUAUUAGACAUGUGCAGACUGGAAUAUUUCGUUUCGUGUUU